This is a messenger RNA of Anopheles merus, 1565 nucleotides long. RefSeq lists its product as uncharacterized. The coding region runs from base 439 to 864 and encodes 141 amino acids. The record is from RefSeq and is a predicted model, not a curated record. The transcript is spliced from 2 exons. NCBI's taxonomy places the organism in Eukaryota, Metazoa, Arthropoda, Insecta, Diptera, Culicidae.
CCAGCCAAAGUGAGCACGAGCUUUCUGGAAAUGGCCUCCGGAACUAUCUGAAUAAUUUUUUGUGUCUUUUUUCGGUUAGUUCAAUUUCAGCAGUCAAACCGGUAAAUGGUUUUUCCUUUUCCGCUAAAUUACUUGCUCGGAAGACAGAGGUUGAGGGGAAGAACUCGACCAAAAAAGAGGUUCGACAACUUAUCACAUCAUGAUGGUUCGGGUACGGAACAGUUGCCACAGUGUUUGGUCCGAAAGUGUUUUAAACCAUUUUGUACUUGCCAGAAUUUAAUUACCAACUGCACAAAAAAAAAAAACAACGACCGUUCUGGAGCAGAUGAAACCGCUGAAAACUGUAUGCAUAAACCUUAUCCGGGCUGUGUGUGCCGCAUGUCUUGGAGUUUGGGGAGAUAAGAAGGUUCAUUUGUGCUAUCUUUUCUGCAUUCCUUGAUGCGAAAAAGGAUUGCUCCGCUGGGUGGCCUUAUGCUGCGCACGUAUUUAAUUAGUUCGAUUAAGCCAACUCCGCUGUUCGCACGUAGACAUUCACACCGCGUCGUAGCGAAGGAAAUUGCUGUCGGACGUAAUUAUAUCAAAGAAAAGAUACUCCAUCGACAAAGAGGAGGAAUGGGACGGUUUUCCAAUUGGUGUUGUUUUCGCGUAAGAAGUGGUACUGUAGUCGUAAAUAAUCUACCGACGCUCCGUGUACCGUGGACGAUCAAAGAGUUCUCGGGUGUGGAGAUGCGGAAAUGGACCGAAUCGACUGGUCAAUGGCUGGCCGGGAAGGUUGAAACGGUUGUGCUUCACUGCUUCCGAGCGAGUAAGAUAAUUGGGUAUCGCUAUGGUUCCAUUCCCCAUGGUCAAGAGGCGGUAAAUUGAAGAUUAUUGUACUGUAUCUCUCACCACACUCUUUUGUUUCAUUGUAGCAUUGUGCUGUGCGGUUUGCGACCGGAAUGACGAAACCGUGUCCUCUAUUCGUGGGAAGACGUGAACAUGCACGGUUCAAGCAAAAUUCCUUGUAUUCUGAGGAUCUGCGUGCCUCCGGCAUUCUCUAGUGACCAGCCGCACAGUAACAGAGCAUCCCACGAAGAAGGAAGUUUGUCUGUGACUGGUCCGAAAUAAGCUCAUUUCUUCUGCUGCAAAAGUAUGCUACCGUGAUUAACUUCAAGCAGUUGAAAAUUUUCACUUCUUAGAAUGGGACCAGAGAGAGAGAGAGAGAGAGAGAGAGAGAGAAAGAAAGAGAGAGAGAGAGAGAGAGAGAGAGAGAGAGAGAGAAAGAGAGCACGCCGUGCAGCGGUGUCUACCUUUCCAUCCCAGGCAGCUUUCAAGCCCCGGCUUCACCGCGAUGAACGAUUUAUCCUAAAACAACCAGCGCCCAAUCGUGGCCUCCCCAAAAAGGCCCAGAGUCUCGCGAUGUCAUAGAAGCGAAAAAUUCUUCGUACCACCCGUCCGCCGUUCGCUCAUGUACCUUCGCGGUAGUUCGGUACAGCCCGUACAAAACCCGAAACCUUGCCAUCGGGGGUUAAACACAGAGAGGGCUCCCCAAAGAAACAGAAAUAGCAAAAAGCCUCCGAAAUGCU